CGGCCCCUUUGGGUACUGCCUGAGCAAGAAGUGCUGAAGAGGAGGACCAGUCAUCAAUAGGAGGAUGAGAUUGGGAGAGACACUCGGUGCAGGAGGCUGAGUGAAAGGGGAGCACUAGGACCCAGGGGUAGUGGAGGACUGCAGCAACGAGCUGGAGGAGGAGAAGUAAGCGGUGGGGGGUGGGAGCCAUCUGGUACUUUGACAGCAUUCAAAACAGCAUCGGCCAUAACAACAGAAAUGGCCAGUCAGUCCCAGGGUAUCCAGCAGCUUCUGCAAGCUGAGAAGCGGGCAGCUGAGAAGGUGGCAGAUGCCAGAAAGAGGAAGGCCCGGCGACUGAAGCAGGCAAAGGAGGAGGCACAGAUGGAGGUGGAGCAAUACCGCAGAGAGCGAGAGCAGGAAUUCCAGAGCAAGCAGCAGGCGGCCAUGGGCUCCCAAGGGAACCUGUCCGCUGAGGUGGAGCAGGCUACAAGGCGCCAGGUGCAGGGCAUGCAGAGCUCCCAGCAGAGAAACCGAGAGCGUGUCCUGGCCCAGCUUCUUGGCAUGGUCUGCGACGUCAGGCCCCAGGUCCACCCCAACUACCGGAUUUCUGCCUAGGGCCACCGUAGGGCCUGAUUCCUUCUGCCAGUUCCCUCCCUCAAAGAAAUCCUCCAAUCAGAAUCACCUCCCACCAUAAUCCCUGUCUUCUUUCCAUCCCCUAGAAAUCCCGGGAGGCAGGAUCCAAUAAUUUUCCUGUGACACUUAUAAAUAUCCUGCUCACAUCUGAAUCUCCUUGUUGUUCUUUAACCCUCACUGGGACUUUGUAAACUUCCAAGUCAUUCUGACCUAAACCCUCUAUGAAAUUUGUAAUAUGGGGAAGUAGGAAUGUGGAAAACAUCCUGACUUCAGCAUCUGGCAGAUGUGGGUCCCUCUCUUGACCCUGUCACUUGCCGGCUGUGAAACCGGGACAAGCUACUUAACUUGGUAGCCUCGAUGUCCUCCUCUGUGAAACUGGGAUAAUAAUAAUGCCUACCUUGUGAGGGUUGCUUCAAUGAUUAGGAAUCAUUCUGUAAAGUCUAGCACAGUUCCUCGCAUGUUGUAGCAGUGAUUCAGUAAGUAGCAACCCUGUGAUACUAUUACCACCACCUGCUCGCUGGCCAAAACCUACACAGCUGUUUCCUCACUUCCAUCACUGGCUCUCUAAUUCCACUUGUUCAUUCUGUGACCCUAGUUAUUUUCUGAAUAAUUGGUUCUUCUCUUUUCCCAGAGACCUUCUGAUCUCCAAAAAGAGGAGAUGACUACAUUUAGCCCCCCUCUUAUAAUUCCAGGUAGAGAACUGCAUUUUGUAGCCUUUGUUUUUCUUAUGCUGAUCUUUGUCUUUAUUAGAUUUUCCUCCUUUCCUAUUUCCCCAAAGACUUAUCAGAUGCUCAUUGCUUUCUAAGAGCUAAAAUGAUACUGUGUUCCCUCAUAUGCAUGCCCUUCCUUUCUAUAUCCUUGACACCUUACUUUUCCAUUGUAACAAUAAAAAAAGUAUCAAUAAAAUAAUUGUCGGCAAAUAAA
Molecule: messenger RNA, 1536 nt
Organism: Symphalangus syndactylus (siamang)
Lineage: Eukaryota; Metazoa; Chordata; Mammalia; Primates; Hylobatidae
Gene: ATP6V1G2
Product: ATPase H+ transporting V1 subunit G2
Biological process (GO): synaptic vesicle lumen acidification
Cellular component (GO): vacuolar proton-transporting V-type ATPase, V1 domain; synaptic vesicle membrane; vacuolar proton-transporting V-type ATPase complex
Molecular function (GO): proton-transporting ATPase activity, rotational mechanism; ATP hydrolysis activity
Source: RefSeq, a predicted model, not a curated record